AUGGCUGAAGUAAUCGGACUCGUCGCAAGCGUCAUAACUCUCGCCGAAACGGCAGUGAAGUUGGGUCGUCUAAUCAAUCGGCUGCAUGAAGCGCCAGCAGAGCUUUUGGCACUUUCAAACGAGAUUGAAAACUUUCGAGUACUGCUUUAUGAGGUCGAAAAGGUAGCUCUAGGAAACCGACCGCAAAUGGCGGAAAAGCUGUCUGAAACACUAUGCGAUGCGAACAGCAAAGUCCUUAUCAUUCGGGGUUUUUUGGAGCGAGUGGAUGCGGAUGAUGCAAAGGCGAUCGAUCGGUUAGUGUGGAUACGGCACAAAGGCAAGAUACGAACUUUUCAAUCUCAACUUCGAGAUGCAAGGCUCCAUUUGAGCGCUAUGCUCGAUGCAAAUACUUCGUAA
Messenger RNA from Aplosporella prunicola CBS 121167, 396 nucleotides. RefSeq lists its product as uncharacterized. NCBI's taxonomy places the organism in Eukaryota, Fungi, Ascomycota, Dothideomycetes, Botryosphaeriales, Aplosporellaceae. The record is from RefSeq and is a predicted model, not a curated record. The transcript has a single exon. Bases 1 to 396 code for a protein of 131 amino acids.